GAAUAAAGGGAGGGUUCCUUCGCCUAAUCCCGGAAAGGAAGGAGGGCUGCGAAGGGGAAUCGCCACUGCCUGCUCCGCGGAGUCCUGGUGCCUGCCUCUCGCGCUUCCAGCUCGGCUCCUUCUUGUGAUGGUUGCGAGGGUCUGGGCAGGGGCUUUCGGCAGGGGUCCCGGCUGCGCUGCGGGGCCGGAGCCGUGAGACAUUAAUGAGUCUCCACGGUCUCUCUGCAGACUGACCUUGGUUCAAACCAGAGAAGCCAGAUAGAUUCUCCAGCUCCUGAAGGAUGCGAAUAACUUAGCGCUUCGUGUUCUGCUACCCACCUGGGCACAGCUGUCUCCUGGAGGAACAGCCCGAGGGACUGAUCUGUUGUACAUCACGUUACUUUACACCAAGCUUGCAAGACUGUUCUGCAGCCUCUCUUCGUGCAAGGAGUGUCAAAACAGCAUCUUUUGUUUCUGUUGUGAGCUGAUACCAAUUGUUCAUUUAAAAGUGACGGUCUGAAAGAGGGAGGGCACUGUAGUAUAAGUAGUCACACAGUGACAUUUAAUGUAAUAGCUGGUGGUGCCAGGGGUACCUAACCGGGGCUUGUUGCUGCAGUGCACAGGUGACAUAUCUGACCAGGCUCUCUCUUUCUGCAGUGUAGAGUGAGCCCUGUGGAGACGCGCUAGAGGGACCACCCCCCAUUUCGCAUCUCGCUGAGUGGACUAUGGUGGCAGGAAGAUGUUGGCUCGGAAGAGUAUCAUCCCUGAAGAGUAUGUGUUGGCACGGAUCGCUGCCGAGAACCUGCGCAAGCCGCGCAUCCGCGACCGGCCGCGCAAAGCCCGCUUCAUCGCCAAGAACGGGGCGUGCAACCUGGCGCACAAGAACAUCCGCGAGCAGGGGCGAUUCCUGCAAGACAUUUUCACCACCUUGGUGGAUCUGAAGUGGCGUCACACGCUGGUCAUCUUUACUAUGUCCUUCCUGUGCAGCUGGCUGCUCUUUGCCAUGAUGUGGUGGCUGGUGGCUUUUGCCCACGGUGACAUGGACCCAAGCACAGAAAGCGCUACGAACAGCACGAAGUGGACACCUUGUGUGACGUGUGUCAGGUCUUUCACCUCCGCUUUCCUCUUCUCCAUUGAAGUUCAGGUGACCAUUGGUUUUGGUGGCAGGAUGAUGACAGAGGAAUGUCCCUUGGCCAUCACGGUCUUGAUCCUGCAGAACAUUGUGGGUCUGAUCAUCAACGCUGUCAUGCUGGGCUGCAUAUUCAUGAAAACUGCACAAGCUCACAGGCGGGCUGAGACUUUGAUUUUCAGCCGGCAGGCGGUCAUUGCAGUUCGAAAUGGCAAACUUUGCUUCAUGUUUCGAGUGGGAGACCUGAGAAAGAGCAUGAUCAUUAGUGCCUCAGUGAGAAUCCAGGUAGUGAGGAAGACUACGACCCCUGAAGGAGAAGUCAUACCCAUUCACCAAGUAGAUAUCCCUGUGGAUAACCCCAUUGAAAGCAACAAUAUUUUCCUGGUGGCUCCCUUAAUCAUUUGUCACAUCAUAGACAAACGGAGUCCUCUGUACGAUAUCUCUGCAGCUGACCUUGCACUCCAGGACCUGGAGCUCAUCGUGAUACUUGAAGGAGUUGUAGAAGCAACUGGCAUCACGACGCAGGCGAGAACCUCCUACAUAGCAGAGGAGAUCCUGUGGGGUCACCGCUUUGUGCCCAUCGUCACCGAAGAGGAAGGCGUGUACUCAGUUGACUAUUCCAAGUUUGGCAACACUGUCAAAGUGGCAGCGCCGCGUUGCAGCGCUCGGGAGCUGGACGAGAAGCCAUCCAUUCUUAUCCAGACCCUGCAGAAGAGCGAGCUGUCCCACCAAAACUCCCUGAGAAAACGCAACUCCAUGAGGAGAAACAACUCCAUUCGGAGGAGCAACUCCAUGCGGAGAACCAAUCCCUCCCUCAUUGUACCCAAAGUGCAGUUUAUCACACCUGAGGGAAGCCAGAGUGCCUCAGAAACGUGAUAGACAGAUUGGUGUGAGGUCAGUGGGCUUUGGAAGGAAGAGGCACCUGUUGUGUGUUGUUUAUUUUGUCUUUUACUUAAGAAAAUGAGAACACGAUGCAGAAAAGAACCAUGCAAGAACUAUUUAUUCUUACUUACUGAAAGCACCACCUGAUGACAUUAGGCAACACUUAAACACUUAGUGUAUGAAUUAGUAAAAAAUGGCACGUACACUAAAGAAAACACAGAUCACUCAUGUAACAUAAUGUGUAUUUAUACUUGUUUUAAUGGCACUCUUGUUUUUUAAUCCUAUUUUUCCUAUCAAGAGUCACUUUCAUAUCUUCCGCUGCUGGCUGUCACAAAAUGGUUUUUUUUCAUAUAUAAUGGGUUUCCAACCUGCAGGCAAAAGUGAGUGUGUUUUCAAAACUGCUUCAUUCAACAGCUCCCACAGAUUUUGUGCAGGGUAUUUGAUUAUCAGUCUUUUGGGGGUAAAUUCCUUGUUCUCUUGAAAGAAGCAGCUAAAUUAAUGGAAUCAUAGAAUCUUAGAAUGGUUUGGAUUGGAAGGGACCUUAAAGAUCAUCUAGUUCCAAACACCCUGCAAGGGCACCUCCCACUAGACCAGGUUGCUCAAAGCCCCAUCCAACCUGGCCAUGUGGAAAGACCAGUGAAAUCAUUCCUCAAUGAUUUCUCUUCAGUGAUUUCACUGGAGAAGAGCCAGUAUUUUACCUUCAGUUUUCCAGACCUUUUCUUUCCAUUGAUUUAUGGCAAAGGCAUUUAGAGAGCAAAUUCAGGUCCUCCAAAGUGACCUGACAAUCCCACAGGAAAACUGGUGCCAGGCAGCACCAGCAGAAAAAACAGUGAAAAAAUGGCACGGCCUCUUGCAGAGCACUUCUGUUCUUCUCAGGGUGAGAUACUCCACUGCAGGACACCAGGCACCUGUAACUUCACUGUAGCCCAAGCUGAGAAACUCAAGUCCUCCUGGCUGCCAUCUGAGCAUCCAUUUCACUGAAAUUGUUCAAGCUGAAAAAGGCAAUUGCCUCUUCAACAUCCUCUUUAUAUCAGUGGAAGACUAAAUCCUGUCUUGUUUUCUCUUAUAGAUUCACACACUGAAAGGCAACAAGUGUACUUCCUUCACUUACAGUAUUUUUUGUAGGAUCAAGUCUGUUUGCUUCAGCAGAAGGUUACUUUUUGCCAGUGGGAAUUAAUGAAUGGGAAUGAGAGGGAAUCAUGCCAAUAAUAUUAAAUACAGUAUUUUCAAAACUAUGUGAAUAAUUUUCAGGGGGACUUGGGUGCUGCUAGUGAAUUACUAUUUUUCAGCAGUGUCUCACCUGUUUUUUUCUAGAGUAUGGCAUUGAGAAUUGGUGGCAAGCAGCUUUUCUCUUCAAAUUAAAAUGGCCAUUUGAUAUCUAGAGCUUUCCUAAAAAUGACAUAAAAAGUUUUUCUAUAAGAAUAAAUAAAUGUAUAGCAAUGAAUUGUAUCACAUUUGGUAAUGCUAAAUUGAUGCAUACUUUUUUCCUCUAUGAAUAAGAAAUAUGAUUCUAGACAAUUUCCUGUUUACAUUUCUUACAAAAGUUGUCUUGCUGUGUCUGUGGCUCAAAAGAAGCACUAUCCUUGUACUGACUCUCCAAGCCACUCAACCACUUCAAUGUUUUGUAAUUUAAAAUAAUUUUCUUACUCUUUCAAGGUAUAAUAGUCAAAAGCAAUGCUGAAUUCUCAUGGUGUUUGAAAGUCAGUUUAUCAUAACUUGUAUGGAUGAUUUGCAGGCUUCCUGUGGUGUUGGGUGGUGGCACAGAGGGGCAUUGCUCUGUAGUGUAGGCUCCCUACAUUUGGAGCAGGUGCUCUCCAGAACUUAAUCACUGACAAAAUACUUCAUCUGAAGCAAGAGCGGAAACUGAAGUUUCUGCUGAAAGCUUUUGUUCCCUGGCCUACCCAUUAAUGUUCUGGGAGGAUGGAUGGUGAACAUCUGGAUAUAUUAAUCUGUCCAUUGUGUGUCCAAACAAUGAACAUCUAUAGCUACCAAGAAGAGUCAAAGUGAAGCAUACACAUUUUUUCUCUGGCCUCUGUUUCCAGGGCUGUGAAUUUGAGGUUGUUUGAUACGUGGUCAAGGCAGGUGCUUUACAAAAGCAAAUUUUCUACAAAAUAAAAAAGUGAUAAUAAUUA
Molecule: messenger RNA, 4122 nt
Organism: Apus apus (common swift)
Lineage: Eukaryota; Metazoa; Chordata; Aves; Apodiformes; Apodidae
Gene: KCNJ8
Product: potassium inwardly rectifying channel subfamily J member 8
Exons: 2
Coding region: 719-1984 (421 amino acids)
Biological process (GO): potassium ion import across plasma membrane; regulation of monoatomic ion transmembrane transport
Cellular component (GO): plasma membrane
Molecular function (GO): ATP-activated inward rectifier potassium channel activity
Source: RefSeq, a predicted model, not a curated record